CAGCAGACCGAUACUGCCAGCCCCUCAGCACCCGCGGGCAGCGUACCCCCGGCCGCGCCCUCCCCAACGCCGAACUCCAGAGGCAGCUUCCACCAUCGCGAUCCCGGAGGCAGAUUUUGUGAUUCCCCAGCUCCGGAAGCAGCUUUCCCCCUCCCCACCCAGCGCUUGCAGCCCGCCCUGCGGCCCAGGAACCACAGAGCCGGACGCCAGGAAACGCCAGAGUCGAGAGCGGCGCCUCUGAGGCGCUUUCACGGCCAUUUCGCCUCCUCGCUCAACCCCGCUUCUCCCUAGGUCCCUCUGGGCGGCGGGAAGGGCAGGGAAGGACAGAUCGCGCCGCCGCCACAGUGGGGGGAGCCCAUAGCCGCCCCUCCGUGCCCCUCUCCGCCCUCCUCCGGGGCGGAGGUAGCGCUUGCGCGGUGGGACCGGCGCCCGCCGAAAGUUUGGGGCCACGUGUGGCGCGGAGCGGGACAAGUGCUGGGGACAGCCCGUCCUGCAGACGUCCCCGGAGCCCCGCCGCGCUCGGCCGCUGUCUCCCCGCCCUCGCCAUGGCCCCCGCCGAGAUCCUCAGCGGCAAGAUAGUCUCUGCGUUGGAAAUCGGGAUGAUUCGAACCUCUACAUUAACAUGAAGCUGAAGGCUGCUGCUGAGAUUGGGAUCAUUGCCAAUCACAUAAAACUGCCAAACACAGCAACAGAAGCUGAUGUCCUCAAGUGCAUUGCCUCUUUGAAUAUAGACCCUGCUGUUCAUGGCUUUAUAGUGCAGCUGCCACUGGAUUCUGAUAAACCUAUCAAUACAGAAAAAAUAACCAAUGCUGUUGCACCUGAGAAGGAUAUAGAUGGCUUAAGUAGCAUCAAUGCUGGGAAACUGUCUAGAGGGGACCUUGGAGACUGCUUUAUUCCCUGUACUCCAAAAGGAUGCAUGGAACUUAUCAGGCAGACAGGCAUCCAGGUUGCAGGGAAAAGGGCUGUAGUGAUUGGUCGCAGUAAGAUUGUUGGUGCUCCCAUGCAUGACCUCCUGCUCUGGAAUAAUGCAACAGUGACUACUUGCCAUUCCAAGACCUCAACCCUGGCUGAGGAGGUUGGUAAGGCUGAUAUCCUGGUGGUUGCAGCUGGUAAAGCUGAAAUGGUGAAAGGUGAAUGGAUCAAACCUGGUGCAAUCGUAAUAGACUGUGGAAUUAACCAUGUGCCAGACGCCACAAAGGCCAGUGGAAAAAGAGUUGUAGGAGAUGUGGCAUACAGUGCAGCAAAGGAAAAAGCUUCCUACAUCACGCCAGUUCCUGGUGGUGUUGGGCCUAUGACUGUGGCCAUGUUAAUGCAGAGCACAGUGGAGAGUGCACAGCGUUUCGUGGAGAAGUUCCAGCCUGGAAAAUGGAACAUCCAAUACAACCAGCUUUCUCCAAAGACUCCUGUUCCAAGUGAUAUUGAAAUCUCACAGUCUUGCAUACCCAAACCCAUUGAUCAAGUUGCAAAAGAAGUUGGCUUGUUCCCUGAUGAGGUGGAGCUCUAUGGCCAUACUAAAGCCAAAGUUCACUUGUCAGCUCUGAAACGUCUGAAGAACCAUCCAGAUGGCAAAUAUGUUGUUGUUACUGGGAUUACUCCUACUCCCCUGGGAGAGGGGAAGAGCACCACCACCGUUGGUCUUGUUCAAGCCUUAGGAGCACACCUUCAACAAAAUGUCUUUGCUUGUGUUCGGCAGCCUUCUCAGGGGCCAACCUUUGGGAUAAAAGGUGGAGCUGCAGGUGGUGGCUAUUGCCAAGUUGUACCCAUGGACGAGUUUAACCUCCAUCUCACAGGUGACAUCCAUGCUAUCACUGCAGCCAACAACCUGGUCGCUGCUGCUAUCGAUGCACGUAUGUUCCAUGAGCUAACUCAGACUGACCAGGCUCUCUACAACCGUUUGGUGCCCUCUGUUAAUGGUGUUAGGAAGUUCUCAGACAUCCAGAUCCGAAGACUAGAGAAACUGGGCAUAAACAAAACUGAUCCUAUGGCUUUGACGAAGGAAGAAGUAAACUUAUUUGUGAGACUGGACAUUGACCCUAGCACCAUAACAUGGCAAAGAGUACUGGAUACAAAUGACAGGUUCCUUAGGAAAAUCACUAUUGGGCAGUCUCUAACAGAAAAAGGCUUCUCACGAAUGGCUCAGUUUGACAUCACUGUGAGCAGUGAAAUCAUGGCAGUUCUAGCACUUUCUGAUGGCUUGGAUGAUAUGAAAAAGAGACUGGGCAGAAUGGUGGUGGCUUCCAGCAAGAAAGGACAACCAGUUACAGCAGAUGACCUUGGAGUGACUGGUGCUCUGGCUGUCUUGAUGAAAGAUGCUAUAAAACCAAACCUCAUGCAGACAUUAGAGGGAACACCAGUGUUUGUUCAUGCUGGACCUUUUGCCAAUAUUGCACAUGGAAAUUCUUCAGUGUUGGCAGACAAAAUAGCGCUGAAGCUUGUGGGUAAAGAUGGCUUUGUUGUUACAGAAGCAGGAUUUGGUGCAGAUAUAGGCAUGGAGAAAUUCUUCAAUAUUAAGUGCCGCUAUUCUGGUCUUCGACCUCAUGUGGUGGUGUUGGUUGCUACUGUCCGAGCUCUGAAAAUGCAUGGAGGAGGCCCUGCAGUCACUGCGGGGGUACCUUUACCAAAGGAAUACAUGGAAGAGAAUCUUCAACUGUUGUCAGAAGGCUGUAGUAACCUAAACAAGCAAAUCCAAAAUGCACAGAUGUUUGGUGUCCCAGUAGUAGUGGCUGUCAAUGCUUUCAAGACUGAUACAAAGGCUGAACUGGACCUUGUAGUACAACUGGCAAAGGAAGCAGGAGCAUUCGAUGCUGUGGAGUGCACUCACUGGGCAGAGGGAGGUAAGGGAGCCCUUGCGCUGGCCCAAGCUGUUCAGAGAGCAUCUCAGACACCCAGCAACUUCAGGUUCCUCUAUGAUGUGGAGCUCCCUAUUAUAGAUAAAAUCAGACUUAUUGCAAGGCAGAUAUACGGAGCAAGUGAUGUUGAGCUCCUUCCAGAGGCAGAGGAGAAGGUCGCCUUGUACACUAAGCAAGGGUUUGGAAACCUGCCCAUCUGUAUGGCUAAAACUCACCUAUCAUUGUCUCAUGACCCACAACAAAAAGGAGCACCCACAGGUUUUGUUCUGCCAAUCCGUGACAUUCGGGCCAGUGUUGGUGCUGGGUUCCUGUAUCCACUGGUAGGAACGAUGAGCACUAUGCCAGGACUUCCUACAAGACCCUGUUUCUAUGAUAUAGACUUGGACCCAGUGUCAGGAGAAGUAAAAGGGCUCUUUUGAAAGCAAUUAGUAAUCAAAGCUCCCAGAAGAACACCUGAUGAGUCAUGUAAAUGGAAUGGUGCCCUUUUUUUUUUUUUUUUUUUUAAGACAAAACAAGAUAUGACUGGGAAUAAGGUGCAAGAAGUGACUGGAAGGAGUAGUGCUACAGAAUCAAACACUUGUAAUCAGCAAUAAUUUUUAAAGUGCUGCAUUCCAAGCUAGUUUAUCCUGAAUAUUAAAAGCAUACUGCCUGUACAAACCUCUUGCUUCUCAAUUGUAACUGAAGCAGAAUACAGAAUCCUGGGUUCAGUAGCCUCCUUUGAGUGACAAUAUUUUAAUGAUUCAAAAUCCUAAAGCUGGAGCUUUUUCUAACAGUCUUAAGAUUUAGUUGUCUUUACCAUAGAAGUUUUGUAGCAUAUAUUAUCUUUGAAAGUCUUGAACACUGAGUAUUUCUAAUUGCCAUACUGAAUUCUACAUUUCAUUUCUUGCACUAUGGGAGAAACUGCUCUGCUCUGAAACUGUGCCAAUGUCAUUGAAAAGAGGGAACAAGGAGAAAUCCCUUUUGCUUCUCAUACCUUUCCAAAAGUGUUUGCUGUGGAAGUUGCUGCUGUGAAUUUUUUCUACAGACACCUGAGCCACAUCAGAUUUCCUAUUUAGAAAGCCCAGCUGUGACAACCAUAUUCUACUGCUAAUGGAAACUCAACCUCUGAAUGUCACAUCUGCAGGGACUCAAUCUGUCCUGUAUCUGUGGCUUCCACCAAAUGUGUCUUUUGAAGGAUUUUAUGUUCAACAAUAAGUACAGUUUCACCGUGGAUGAACCUUGUUUACUAAGGAUACCUUUUUGGUGAACAGAGGCAAUGUGAACAGCAAUCAGUGAAUUUGUUGCAGGUUUUGUCAGGAGGCCAAAAAUAAUUGUGUAACAUAAAAAUAUAGUUGCUGCCAAUUUUUUAACUAAUACAAAUAAACUGGUAAAUACUUUUAA
Calypte anna (Anna's hummingbird) is the source of this 4229-nucleotide messenger RNA. RefSeq names its product methylenetetrahydrofolate dehydrogenase, cyclohydrolase and formyltetrahydrofolate synthetase 1 (gene MTHFD1). NCBI's taxonomy places the organism in Eukaryota, Metazoa, Chordata, Aves, Apodiformes, Trochilidae. Gene Ontology annotation, molecular function: formate-tetrahydrofolate ligase activity; ATP binding; methylenetetrahydrofolate dehydrogenase (NADP+) activity. The record is from RefSeq and is a predicted model, not a curated record. Gene Ontology annotation, biological process: tetrahydrofolate interconversion. Bases 623 to 3268 code for a protein of 881 amino acids. The transcript is spliced from 27 exons. Gene Ontology annotation, cellular component: cytosol.